Molecule: messenger RNA, 1916 nt
Organism: Cyclopterus lumpus (lumpfish)
Lineage: Eukaryota; Metazoa; Chordata; Actinopteri; Perciformes; Cyclopteridae
Gene: ergic2
Product: ERGIC and golgi 2
Exons: 14
Coding region: 160-1287 (375 amino acids)
Biological process (GO): retrograde vesicle-mediated transport, Golgi to endoplasmic reticulum; endoplasmic reticulum to Golgi vesicle-mediated transport
Cellular component (GO): endoplasmic reticulum; COPII-coated ER to Golgi transport vesicle; membrane
Source: RefSeq, a predicted model, not a curated record
AGUUUAUUCUUCGACAAUGGGGUCAGGCGACAGUCAGCGUUAGCUAACGUUAGCUAGUCCGAACACCACACCUACCAGAACGACUCACGGCCACUGGCUGCUAGAGAACAUCCACUUUAUGAGGGAGUCACCUGAAGCUGCGUCCCUGCUGCUCCCACAAUGAGGAGACUGACCAAGAAGAAGGCUCUGACUCUGGUGAAGGAGUUGGAUGCUUUCCCCAAAGUCCCCGAGAGCUACGUGGAGUCCACAGCCAGCGGGGGGACAGUGUCUCUGAUAGCGUUCACUCUCAUGGCUGUCCUCGCCUUCCUGGAGUUCUUUGUGUACAGAAACACGUGGAUGAAGUAUGAGUAUGAGGUGGACAAGGACUUCAGCAGUAAACUGAGAAUAAAUGUUGACAUUACAGUAGCCAUGAGAUGCCAAUAUAUCGGGGCAGAUGUCCUGGAUCUGGCAGAGAAUAUGGUUGCUUCCGAUGGUUUAAAAUAUGAACCGGUCAACUUUGAGCUCUCCCCAGAGCAAAGGUUAUGGCACAUGACACUUCUGCACAUCCAGGAGCGUCUGAGAGUGGAGCACGCUCUCCAGGAUUUAAUCUUCAAGGCUGCGAUAAAAGGAGCUCCUCCUGCUCAGCCUCAAAGUGAGGACAGUCCCUCUAGCCUUAGGGCCUGCAGGAUACAUGGACACAUGUAUGUCAACAAAGUGGCAGGAAAUUUCCACGUUACUGUUGGCAAGUCCAUCCCACAUCCCAGAGGCCAUGCCCAUCUAGCUGCACUGGUCAGCCAUGACACUUAUAAUUUCUCUCACCGAAUUGACCAACUGUCCUUUGGAGAAGUGAUUCCUGGGAUCAUCAACCCUCUGGACGGCACAGAGAAAGUCUCUGCUGAAUCUAACCACAUGUUUCAGUACUUCAUCACUAUUGUGCCCACCAAACUGAACACAUACAAGGUCUCUGCAGAAACAAACCAGUACUCAGUCACUGAGCAGGAACGAGUGAUAAACCAUGCUGCAGGCAGCCAUGGAGUCUCAGGAAUCUUUAUGAAAUAUGAUAUCAGCUCACUAAUGGUCAAAGUCACCGAGCAGCACAUGCCGCUCUGGCAGUUUCUUGUCAGACUCUGUGGCAUCAUUGGAGGCAUUUUCUCUACAACAGGCAUGCUUCAUAGUGUGGUAGGAUUCUUGAUUGACGUUUUUUGCUGCCGUUUCCAAAUGGGAAUCUACAGACCACUUAAGGAGGCUCCUCCAAAUGAGCAGCAAAACAGUGAAACCUUGAUUCCAACAGAAAAUGAUGCUCAAUAAUGACAGCCACUGUCAGCUCACCAUCUCUGCCUAACCAUCUAGACAGCAACGUGAUUCUGGGAACAUGUUUACAAGUUGUUUUAUUAUGGAAUACGUCCCUGCUUUGUUCAGAAAUAUGUAAAUAUUUGUAUAAUUUUUUUAAAUUUUUAUUGGGUGGGUGCAGGUUUCAGAUGUUACUGUUGAUCCACCUGUGAAGGAUUAUAAUCAAUAUUUACACUAACUGUCACUUUCACUGGAAAUCUGCACAAGGAGGACCGAACACAAACGAUUGUCAUCAUGUGUGUGGAUCUGACUUCAUUAAAUAGAUGGUGCCUGGUGUUCGAGCUCCUACGGCGCACCCACACAGGUGUUUUCACUUAAUUUGGCUGAUUAGACCUGUUCUGGGACCAUGUGGUCGACUCGUUUAAUGUUGAUUGACAGAUAAAACCUGAUUCUGAUUCCAUCAUGUAGGUCGUUGACCUCAGAAAAGUCCCAGAAUAGCUCUGCUCAAUCAGCUCAAUAAAAGACAACCUGUGUGGGUGUGAAGGGCCAAUAAAGAGGAAUCGUGUGAAAGGGCUUUAAUGUUUUCAUGUGUGUCUGUUUGUGAAAAUAUGAGGCUGUUUUGCUUAAUAAAAUCCCCUUCAAACUUG